AUGGAGAAGAACCUUGUUGAAAAUUCCGGCAGUUUCGCUCGCAGAGACGAGCACAACAACAGCAGCAACAACGCCGGCGACACGCCGCGUUCUCCAAUGCCGGACAUUGCAGAAGUAGAAGUGGAUCCCAAACCUGACGACGUCGGCGAAACCGCUGAAGCGGAAGAAGCACCGCCACAAGAACCAGAAGCGCAACCGGAAGAGGGAGAUGAUGAGAAGAACGAAGAGAAGAAAGAAGAGGAGGUGGUGGAGGAGGAGGAGUCUCCUCCCCCGAGCCUCGAGAUGGUUUCAGAUGAGAUCGAUCAAUGGCUCCUGAAUCUGCAGCAAAAUAAUAAUGAUGAUGAUGAUAAUUAUAAUAAAGAAGGGUCAGGGUCAUUUGAGAUCCCUAGUUUCGUGGAGAAGUUCUUAUAUCUGGUGGAGGAGAAAAUAGUGAAGUACGACACAGGCGAAGGUAAACCCAAAUGGGGUGAGGUUGCUGAGGAAGAUUCCUGGUUGCUUGAAACUGUGGAUCGGAUAUCCAAGUUGACGAAAUCGGUGAAUCUGACUCCUCCUCAUCAUCAAUCAGAAGAAGAAAAACAAGCAGAAGAAGAGGAGGAGAUCAUUGCACGAAAACACUCGCUGGUGAACCGCAUUGGUUCGAUCCAACAGCGUGCGAUGUCGUAUUUGGAGGAAGACUUCCGGUUGUUAAUGGACGAAUCUAGAAAUCCAAUAACAGAAUUGGAUCCCGGAGGGAAUAAAGAUCCGGAUCCGGAUCAUCAUCAACCUGCUGAAUCCGAAACGAACUUCCCGGGUUACCCGGAUGAGGCCAUUGCCACCCUGACCAAGAUCGCUACAGAGAUGAUCUCCAGCGGCUACGAAUCGGAGUGCUGCCAGGUGUACAUCGUCUCAAGGAGAAACGCGUUUGAAGAGAUCCAGCAGAAGCUAGGGUUGGAGAAAAUCAGCAUCGACGAGAUGGUUCAGAAGGUGCAAUGGGAGACUCUCGCAAGGGACAUGAUCCCCGCCUGGAUCAACACCUUCAAGCAGUGUGCUGCCGUGUACUUCCCCGGAGAAAGGAAACUGGCAGAGGCGGUUUUCGCUGAGAAUCCAUCGGUUUCGGCAGGGCUCUUCAGCAGCCUCACCCGCGGCGUGGUGAUUCAACUCCUCAACUUCGCGGAGGGCGCAGCCAUGACAAAGCGCGCCGGCGAGAAGCUCUUCAAGAUCCUUGACAUGUACGAGACCCUCCGGGACUUGAUCCCGGAAUUAGACGGACUGUUUCCAGAGGAAUCCGUCGAGGAGCUGAAGACAGAGAUGUUGCUCGCCAAAUCUAGGCUUGGCGAGCUGGCCAUCUCCAUCUUCUGUGACCUCGAGAACUCAAUUAAAUCGGAAACCGGAAGAACUCCGGUCCCCGGUGGUGCCGUCCACCCCCUCACCCGCUACAUAAUGAACUACCUCAACAUAGCAGGCGAUUACAAGGAGACACUUGAACAGGUUUUUAAGGAAUACUCAAAGAUCGAGCGCGCCGAUUCCACCAGCAGGCCCCACCACGAAAAUGAAGCCGGAGGAGGAAGCAGCGGCGCCGCCAAUGUUUCGUCGCCAUUCGCGGCGCAGGUUAUGAGGGUGAUGGAGUUGCUAGACUCAAGCCUUGAAGGUAAGGCGAAGCUGUACAGGGACGUUGCACUGAGCAACUUCUUCAUGAUGAACAAUGGUAGGUACAUUCUGCAGAAGAUCAAGGCUUCCUCGGAGAUGAGCAAGGUGAUGGGUGACACGUGGUGCCGGAAGAGAUCAUCGGAGCUGAGAACAUACCACAAGAACUACCAGAGGGAGACAUGGAACAGGGUUUUGACAUGCCUGACCCAUGAAGGGUUGAGCGUGCAUGGGAAGGUGCAGAAGCCAGUGCUGAAGGAGAGGUUCAAGAGCUUCAAUGCUCUGUUUGAUGAGAUUCACAGGACACAGAGCCAGUGGGUUGUGAAGGACGAGCAGCUUCAGUCGGAGCUGAGGGUUUCGAUAUCGGCGGUGGUGAUUCCGGCAUACAGGUCAUUCCUUGGGAGGUUUGCACAAAUAUUGGACCCUGGGAGACAAACUGAGAAGUAUAUAAAGUAUCAACCUGAAGAUAUAGAGACUUACGUUGAUGAGUUGUUUGAUGGAAAGCCUCACCAAUCCAUAACUAAAAGGAAAACAUAA
Messenger RNA from Gastrolobium bilobum, 2160 nucleotides. RefSeq names its product exocyst complex component EXO70C2-like. The transcript is spliced from 2 exons. Gene Ontology annotation, biological process: exocytosis. NCBI's taxonomy places the organism in Eukaryota, Viridiplantae, Streptophyta, Magnoliopsida, Fabales, Fabaceae. Gene Ontology annotation, cellular component: exocyst. Bases 1 to 2160 code for a protein of 719 amino acids. The record is from RefSeq and is a predicted model, not a curated record. Gene Ontology annotation, molecular function: phosphatidylinositol-4,5-bisphosphate binding.